Haliotis rufescens (red abalone) is the source of this 1344-nucleotide messenger RNA. RefSeq names its product glutamate receptor ionotropic, kainate 3-like. Bases 1 to 1344 code for a protein of 447 amino acids. The record is from RefSeq and is a predicted model, not a curated record. The transcript is spliced from 7 exons. Gene Ontology annotation, cellular component: membrane. NCBI's taxonomy places the organism in Eukaryota, Metazoa, Mollusca, Gastropoda, Lepetellida, Haliotidae. Gene Ontology annotation, molecular function: ligand-gated monoatomic ion channel activity.
AUGGUCAUACUACUCACCAUCUUACACACCAUCUACUUUGCAGAAGGAAGAUUACUUAACGUGAAUGCAAUAUCCAAAGAAGUUUCACCGGUACAAUCGGAACCUGCCAUGUUCAUCGCCGAUGUCAUUAGAUCCUUCAACUGGACAUCACUCUGCAUCCUGCAUGACACUUCGUCAGGAUAUACAGUAGCAUCGCUGCACUCUGCCAUGGCGUCAAAGACAACUUCCUGUAAAAUCCUGGACUUCAACAUUGACGAAACAGAUGUGAAUGACGUCCUGAAGACAGUGAACGUCAUCAUGUCUCCAUCCAUCAACAUAGAGGUGGAUAUGGUUGCAUCUGGUUUAACGAUUUCUGAUGACAGAGCAGCUGUGAUGGAUUACCUUCUUCCCCCAUUUAUCACCGCCUACACGCGUGUCAUGUACAGGGAACCGGACGUCGACCAGUACAGAUGGCUGUUGCUGUUGAAACCUUUCAAACAAAUGGUGUUCGUGGUGUUCGGGGUGUGCGUGGUUUGUGUUCUUCUAAUUUAUGGAGUUACAGAAUUGCAUCUAAGACAUGGAACUCCUGGAGAUACAUUAAAAACGAAAAAAGAAAUCCUGUCGAACAUGUCAUGGUUUAUUCUUGGAUCAAUGCUGAAACAAGGUAGUACCUACACAUUCACCGGUGUAUCUGGUCGGGUUCUAACAUUUUUCCGGUGGAUCUUUCUCAUUGUCAUCACGUCUGUCUACACUGGAAAACUUGUCGCCUUCCUGUCUGUGAAGAAGUCCGAACCUCCACCAUUCAGCAAUCUCCAGGAACUCUCUGAAAGACUUGACUACACGAUAGGAUUCCCGACUGAAGGUUUUGCUCGAACAUAUUUCCAGAAUUCCAAGAGGGAGGACAUAAAACAAUUAUGGAAAAUGGUCCAACAACAACACGUGACUGAUCCUCGAGUUUUCUCGACUGACUACAACUACCAUGUCAAUGAAAUGAAGAAAGGAAAAUAUGCCGCCAUUGUAUUCACUAUCAUCUCCGAUGUCUUAAUGGCCAAGAACUGCAAACUCGCCUACCUCAGGGACUGGGCCUUGUAUGAACAGAUGGCUUUUGGAGUCCCUAAAUCCUCGCCCUUGAAGAUGCACAUGCUGGUGGACACUGGGUGGCCAGGAAAAUGGAUGGAUGAAUUUGGCUGGCUGGUUGACAAAACUGGAUGUGACUCUGAGAAGCUUGUGACGCCAGUGACACUUGACGAGGUUGGCGGAGUCGGAACAGCAGUAGCAGCCGGUGUGGGCUUGGGACUUCUGACACUGGCUCUAGAAUGUCUCUAUCAUUAUUGCAUAGGGUCACAGUAUGGAAAUGAAACCUAA